CAGCUGACACAACCUUCCUAAUAUUGUCUUCCGAGUUCACCUCCUCUCCUAUAUAUCUCUUACAUAUGAACAUGAUAUAAGAAGCAUCCAGAAGGCAAACACAUUCCCAAAAGAAGCAUUGACAAGGCGUUUGGUCUUCUGGAGAGUCUGGUUUUCAGAUCAGAUCAGCCAUGGGAGGAGGCAACGGACAGAAGGCCAAGAUGGCACGCGAGAGGAACAUGGAGAAGCAAAAAGCCGCAAAGGGUAGCCAGCUUGAGACCAACAAGAAGGCCAUGUCCAUCCAGUGCAAGGUGUGCAUGCAGACAUUUAUAUGUACCACCACAGAGGUGAAGUGUCGAGAACAUGCAGAAGCAAAGCACCCCAAGUCCGAUGUCUUUAUGUGUUUCCCGCAUCUCAAAAAAUGAUCCCUAAAACUGGUGUAGAAUGUGUGGCAGAUCAUGUGUAUCUUCUUGCUCUGUAAGCACUUCUUAGUUAGUGAAGUGUUUCCAUUAAAGACUAAAGAAGUGCACUUCGAAUGUAAAGUUAUUUAACUUAUUUUCGCCUUAGCAAAUAUAUCAAAAACUCGGUAUUUAUGUGAUUCA
Molecule: messenger RNA, 581 nt
Organism: Rosa rugosa (rugosa rose)
Lineage: Eukaryota; Viridiplantae; Streptophyta; Magnoliopsida; Rosales; Rosaceae
Exons: 3
Coding region: 171-404 (77 amino acids)
Source: RefSeq, a predicted model, not a curated record